Messenger RNA from Marasmius oreades (fairy-ring Marasmius), 546 nucleotides. RefSeq lists its product as uncharacterized. Bases 1 to 546 code for a protein of 181 amino acids. Lineage: Eukaryota; Fungi; Basidiomycota; Agaricomycetes; Agaricales; Marasmiaceae. The record is from RefSeq and is a predicted model, not a curated record. Gene Ontology annotation, molecular function: glycosyltransferase activity. The transcript has a single exon.
AUGGACUAUCCUCCUAUUCCGGGAACAUCGCAGAUCCCACAGUCCAUGAUAGCUCCUCUCCCUCUUGACGACACUCUACCCGCUGCUCUAACGUCUCCGAACCCGCUUAGUGUUGGUUCCAAAUCUAUAUUCGCCUUUUGGAAUUCUGGGAUUUUCGCCCUCCCACCGUACCUCUUGCAGAACGUCCUCGCUUGGUACCGCCGGUAUUCGCCAUUGGGGUGGAACAUCUACGUCUUCGAUAGGGUAGAAGGGUCGCCUCUGAACGUCUCACGAUACAUCGAUACGACUUCUCCUUCAAUCAUACCGGCUGCAUUCACGAAUUCCCAACUCGAUGGAUCAUUCGUCGGACAACACACAUCCGAUCUGGUUCGUUUCCCUCUCCUCCUCAAAUACGGCGGUGUCUACCUCGAUGUGGGCAUCUUGCAGUUCGGUGACUUGAACUGGCUAUGGGAACAAGUCGUCUGCAACCCCGAAUCGCCAUAUGAUUUUGCAGGAUACAGGAUGGGAGCCCUGCCAGAGAGGUAUCUGUCCCGAACUUUGCCAUGA